Messenger RNA from Epinephelus moara (kelp grouper), 1620 nucleotides. RefSeq lists its product as uncharacterized. The record is from RefSeq and is a predicted model, not a curated record. Gene Ontology annotation, cellular component: ribonucleoprotein complex. Gene Ontology annotation, biological process: retrotransposition. Gene Ontology annotation, molecular function: single-stranded RNA binding. The transcript is spliced from 2 exons. Lineage: Eukaryota; Metazoa; Chordata; Actinopteri; Perciformes; Serranidae. The coding region runs from base 566 to 1405 and encodes 279 amino acids.
UUUUUUUAAGUCUAUAUUUUGCUUUACAAAAACGUGAAAAAGCAGCUGUGACCAAGCUAUCACGAGGUGAGUAGCAUUGUAAGCAUAAUUAAUAACGAUAUACUUCAGUUUGUCUGUGUGUUUUUGUAUGCAAGCCAGUCUGCUGCGGUUUGCUGGCGGUCCAAAAUGGCGGCGGUAGGACGAAACCAUGGGGGAAUUUGUUGCUGUGGGGCCCGCACGAUCUGCUGAAUUGCUGCGUUGUGCUCCGGCGUCCGGCAAAAAUAGAAGUCCAGACUUCGCGGGUAGCAUCCGGGAGGCUUGGAUGAGCUGCGGCGGAGCAUGCCGGUGGUGUGAGAAACCGUGUAAUGCACCUAACUCGGUAAACUGACAUUUGCAUUACCUUGAAAGGGCUUUAAUAAGCUACAAAGACUUUACUAAGAAGGACUAAAGGAUCUAAAAGUUUUAAAAGAGGUUUAAGAUUAUGAAAUGGAGCCACUGUGCUGAUUGGGCUAAACGAACGCACCUGUGUGGGUGAGCCUGAACACUGCACUUCGGCGACACAAUUAUUUGCUGCUUUUGGACAAUUAUGAGUAAUAUUCAGGAUAUACACUCUUAUGCGAGAAAAGCUAUGGAUGAACAAUUGGUGAACAAUUGGAAAAAAAUGGACGAGGAGCUCAAGAAAGCUUCCACUACAGAUGCUUCAGGCACUGCCAUCCAACCUAACAGACCAUCUAAAAAAUCAAAAACUUUAGCCAGUGCGGAGGACGAUGAUCGGCACAUUUCUAACGCCCACAUUUUUGCUGCAAUGGAAAGAAUUGAACGGCUGCAGAUGAAAACGCUUAAAGGCACACAUUCUGUGGAAAACACUGUGAAAGAGGUCAAAGACACAUUGGAUGGCAUGGGGAAGCAGAUGGAAGAAAUAACAAAAGUUCAAACCUUGGAGAUGACAGUCACCGCACUGCAAAAAGAGAAAGCGGAGCUGCGGGAGAAAUGCGACAAGCUGGAGGCGUACAGGAGGCGCUGGAACCUUCGGGUGGCCGGGAUCCCCGAGACAACCAGCGAGGACACCAGGAAGAUUAUCACUGACCUGUUUGGACAGGUCUCCCCGGGAAUCAAGGAGCAGCUGGAGCUGACGGUGGAUGUCGCACACCAGCUUGGCCCCCGGUCCGGGGAGCAGAGGUCCAGCCGCAACAUCAUUGUGCUUUUCAUAUCCAGAGCCCACCGGGACCGCAUCUGGAGGGACGCCAGGACAGCGAUGGUGCUCAAGGAGCGCAAGAUCAGGGUCUUUGAAGACCUUACGCAACAGUUGAAGGAUGCCCGAAACAAGCUGUGGCCCCAGGUGGAGCAGGCCCGUAAGGAGGGCAAGAGAGCUGGCUUCAGGGGGCCAUUCGCCUAUCGAUGGACGAAGAGUGACUGCGUGACGUAAGAUCACAUUAAAUGUGCCAAAACUACCGGAAAAAAAGUAAAUGUAAUGCCUUAUACACUUAAGCUUUUCUUGUCUCUUUACUAAAAUACCGAACAGAUAUCACUAAUUAUACAGAGGAACAUUUUGAUUUAGCCCUAUGGCCUAACACCGAGAGGGGGCAGUUUUAUUUUUUAUCUCGACCUAAGAGAGGAUCGAGAUUUCGUUAAAUCUUUUGU